GAGAGAGAGAGAGAGAGAGAGAGAGAGAGAGAGAGAGAGAGAAUGAAAUUAAAUCGAGGAAAAAAUAAAUGUAUUUCGUAUGAAAAAAAAAUAAAAAGAAACUAAAAUUAAAAAAAAGUCCGAGAUAAUCUCAUUCCUAAUAAGUAAAGGAGUAAAAAGUUGAAUUGAUCUAUCUGGAGGCUCAAUGCGUCUGUCGAAAAAAAAGCCAUUGUACAUUUUCGCAUAGCACGCAUAAAUAUCGCGAUAUUUAUGAAUCGCACGUAAAUCGAUCCAAAUUCCAAUUUCAUUGGGUAAUUAUUACAAAGUUCAUUUAGCCGAGAAUUACGACAUUAAAUCUUACUAAGCAAUUUUUCAGACCUUACAAAUUUUUUUUCAUUCCUCGAUCUACCUCAUUAAGCGAAAAAUCGCCGAGAGUUUAACAAAGUUACGUUAAGCCUACGUGAUCGUUCACAUUUUCAUACAAAAGAAUUUGUUCUUCUUUAAUACGCGCUUUUCGUGAUGUAACUCUUUUUCUAAUGAAAUUAAAUAAAAAUUACAAUAAAAAAAAUGAGGAGACAAUGGAAACUCGAAUUAAGUCUUUUAACGUGCCUGGCAAUUUUUGUGACGGGAGAACCCUCGUUGAACGACAUAACGCUGCAGGUGAACACGAGAAAACUGGUCUCAGUAAGCAGCGAUAAAUUUCUCAGCCUUGCUAUCGAUCCACUAGCUAUACUUACAUCCAACGAUGUCUCAGCAAAUUACGAAAGAAGUAUACGAAUGGCCAGAGCCUUAAGUCCUGCAUAUCUUCGACUUGGUGGGCCUCAAAGUAACUUGUAUUUACUCGGUGAACACAACGACACGGACUAUGUUUUUUCAGAAAGCAAUUGGAGACGGCUCCAUCAAUGGGCUGGAAAGACUGGUCUUGAUGUGAUUGCCUGCAUAUCACCAAGAUUCAUGACUAAUGAUAGCGAACUGGAUCUCAUUUCUUUGACCGAUCGAAUGGGCUUCAAUGUUAGCUGGCAAUUGGGAUAUGAGUGCCAAACGAGAUGCGAUUUUAGUGGCAUCGACGUUGGUAGAUACGUUCGAAUUUUGCGGAAUAAAUUGAACGGCAUUCCAAGAUAUUCAAAUAGUAUUAUCACUGGACCGGAUGUGGUCGCUUAUGAGACUAAAGAACAACAGGAAUAUCUUGAGAACUUUUUUAGCGAAGCUGACGUAUCUCUCACAGCUGUCACGUGGCAUCCAGAUUUCGCUGGUGCUACUUGGAACGACGAAGGUGUUUUCAUGGAUCAUGAUCAAUUUUUAUUAGAUAACAAUGACCUCUACAAAAUUAUAGAACGUGAUGCUGCGAAGAAGCCACUUUGGAUUGCCGAAUCUAAAUACGAGACAAGCAAGAAUCAAUUUCUCGGUGCACUCGCCUGGACCAACAGAUUGGGAAACACCGCAAAACUCGGAAUACAAGUUCUAAUGAGACAACCAACCGAUCUCUCGAAACCAACUCCGGAUUAUUGGGUAUCUCUACUUCACAAGAAACUAGUCGGUCGAGAAGUUUUAGAUACGAGGAUUCAAAUAGGUAACAGAAGCCAUGUGCACUUUUAUGUACAAUGUACAAAAGCUUCGGCUACUUAUGAGAAAGGAGCCUUAACGAUUUUUGGUAUAAAUUUGACACCAAUGAAAAUACGAGCAAAUCUAAAGGGCUUAAAAAUAAAAAACCUUCAUGAGUAUGUUCUAAUGCCAGGCUUCGAUGCAGAAAAUCAAAUGUUCUCGGAAAGUGUCCUUUUAAAUGGCAAACCACUGAGCUUUUUCAAAAAGACAGAAUUACCCGAAUUUGAACCAAUUAUAUCGAACAACGAAAAGGGCUUGAGUAUUAAGUUACCAUCAGGUGGUAUAGGAUUUUGGGUUGUACCCGAUCAAAAGAUAAAAUUCUGUAUGGGUCAUGAUGUUCAAGAAGAGAAUCUAGUUGAAAGAAUGUUGAAAAAGAAAUUCCAGGAGAAUCAGAUCAAACAAAAUGAAAUACCGCGGAAAAGAAGAUUAAUCGAUCGGCAAAAAAUUAUUGUACAUCAGAAAAAUAAGAAACGAAGGAGCUUAGUCAAAAGAGAAAUAGAUGGUAGAGAGUGGAAAUUAAAGAAAAUUGAAAUGCAAAAGCAGAUCGAGAAGUAUGGAAAAGUUCUUAAGGGAAAAUUUGCACUAAAUGAAAGUAAAAAGUCUAAGAGCGAAUCUGUCGAUCUUUCCGAUUCGUAUUCUAGUUGGAAAGCAAAUAAGACAGUGGAAGAUUUUAAAAAAUCUAAGAGAGAUCUUGACAAAUUUUUAUCCAAUUUUCAGAAGACCGAUCAGAAAUAUAUACCGGAGAACAAUGCAAGAAGGAACAGGCAAUCUUGGAUUCUUUCGGGUUCGAAGAAAGAAGAAACCAAUGAAAAUAAUUCUUGUGAAUUUUUCAGGAAGGAACCAAUGAAAAAUUUCUCGAGUGGUGACGUUUUUUUAGAGACUGAUGAUUCAACGAAGAAAGAAAAGGAUUAUGAUUAUACGAAGGACGAAGAUGAUAAAAGGGAAAAAGUAGAGCUAAAAGUAUGGAAAGCACAGGCUAUGAAUAUAAGACCGAUCAAUCAUACCAAGCUCGACAAUACUUGGAUAGAUGUUGACGAUGAUUAUCGUGGUUAUAUACAGAAUGAAUUUUUCGAGACCGUGAACAUGUCGAAUGUGCGUAUGAAAGAGAAUUCGAAUGAUUACAGGAAUAUUUUGGAAGCUAAAAACAUUAAAAAACACUCAAUAAACAAAGAAAAUGACAAAAAGAAAAAUAUCAAAACAAAAACUAUCGCAGACGAUGCUUCAGAUUUCGCUGAAGAGAGACGAAUCAAAGAAAAUAAUCUGAAUAUGUUAAUGAACUAUUAUUCAGAUUCUUCAGUCGGUAAAAGCAAUAAAGAGAACCUCGAAAAGCAUUCUAAAGUAAAGACUCAAGGAUCCAAACUCGGAGACUCUAUCAUGGCUUUUCUAGAUAAAACUAAAUUAACGUUGCCUGAUAGAAGAAGAACCAAGACUGUUCCUAUCGAGAAAAACGAGAUGACGGAUCUCGAUGUUUUACAUUAUUCCAAUUCAAUCAAUUUGCCGAUGCACAUUCCAGAUUAUAGCGAUUUGAAACAAAAUAAAAGAUUGAAGAGAAAAGUAAACGACUUGAAUAUGAUACUGGAGAAAGAGAUGAUCGAUGAGGAUGAUGAAAAUUUGAAGGAUUGUCGGUGUAGAGUGAUCAGAAAUUUGAACGAUGACUUAAAAUUAAUUCGUUGUAAGGCAAAACGACACGUAAAUGAAAAUUACGAAGAAAUUACGGAAUCUGAUAGCGAUAACGUAAGGACUUAUGAAACUGAACAUUAUGAAGAAACUACAGAAUCUGAUAAUUAUAAAACUGAAAAUUAUGAAAAAACUGCAGAAUCUGAUAAUGAAAACGUAAGAACUUAUGAUACUGAAUAUUAUGAAGAACGUACAGAAUCUGAUAAUGAAAAAGUCAAGGAUCAUGAAACUGAACAAUCGAAAGCCGAUCAGCAAUUGGUAGAAUCGAUUGAAACAGAUUUCGAUCAAAAGGAUAAUCAUGAAAUCGACAAUUCGUCUAUGCUUAUGGCAGAGCUAAGAAAUCACUUGUCUGGGACUUUUCAGGAUGUUUCAGAAAUAAACAAUACUAUGAUAAACGAUUAUGAACUAGGAACUGAAGAAGACAAGUUUUUUCGUGGCCCUUCGGGGCAAACCAAAGAAAAGAAAACGACGAUUAAUUUUAACAAGAAUACUUACAGCAUUACUCCGAGGCUUUCACAAAAUAUUUCAUCCAAUUCGAAGGAGACCAAAACUACUGAAGUCUGGUACGAUAAACGCACGUCGUCUUCGAGAGAAGCAGAAGAAAUAGGAACAAAGAAAAGCGAAGAUCUUACAACCGCAACACUCGACCGAGAAAUAUCUUCCAAAAGGAUCACGAAACAAAUAAGAAACGAUCAAAAUCGAAGAGAAUCAACCAACGAGUUAUCGAAAACUUCGAAAAAGUUAGUCCCAAAGACAGUGGAUUCUUCAAAGACAGAAAUAAAGUCUAAUUCGAAAAAAUACGAGAUAACGGAAGUUCCUAAAGCUGCGGACAACAAAACUUUAAUGGUCUUUAAAAAAGAGAACGAAAAGAGAAAGAGGAAUACACCAAAACUGAUUUCAAGGGAAAAGGACAAACAAGGACAACAUCAACAUAAUUACAGGAAACGAAGAAAGACACUGAGGCAAAAACUAAACGCAAAAGAAAAAGAGAAUAUCUUGCAGCAAUAUGACGACGAGAUAUCGAACGUGAUAAAAAGAAAUAUAAAGGAGUAUAAUAUAAAAGAUAAAAAUGGAAACUUGAAAAGAAAGAUAAGAGAAAAUUUAAGAAAUAACGAGGACUAUGAAGACAUGACCGAUCUAAAGAAAGUUGGAUACGUUUCAACUUACGAACCGAUAGAUUAUGAUACGUUAAAAAAAGAAAAACAGAUAAAUCGAGAAGAAAAAAGAAAAUAUAUUCCCCAGGUAGCUAUCAUUGGGCCUUUGAAGAAAAUCCAAGAAAAAUUGAUCGAAUCUAAGAGAUAUCCUAAUCUAGAGGAUCCACGUGUCAUACUCCAUACAAAAUACGAUGGAACGAAUUCAAAAUUAAUUCAAUCGUUAGGAUUCCCAUAUAAUUUUAUAAAUGAAGGUAAACGAAACGAUAAGGAUCAACUUGCUUUUGAUAAAAGAUAUUAUGUUCUGGUCGAUUCUAACAAAGAGAAAGAUCCAUGGACAUUUCGGUAUCAAAGAAAAUCGGAGGAAAAAUUGAGGAAUGCUUAUGAACAUAAUGAGAGAGAGAAAUUGCCGGAAAACUCGAAGGUUCGUACGUUAGAAAUACCCAUUACGUAUAUAUACGACAAAUCCAAAGAAACAAUCAAUUCAAAAGAAACAUUGAAAUCACGAAUCUCCAAACAUAAAGUUUAUGCUAUUGAUUCUACGAUUUACAAGGAUGACGAUCCAGAGUUGCAAACUCGUGAAUAUUCUUCUGAAUUAUUGAUCUCUGAUAAUGAUUCAACGUCAAACAUUUACAAUUUAAUUCUCAAGCCGAAAUUGAACAGAGAACAGAAGAAUAAUCAGUAUCAAAGAAGUUCACCGAUUUUGUAUGUUUUAAACACAAAAAGACAAAAUGACUUAAAGAAACAAUCGGAUGUCGAAUCGAAUGUUUUGGAACGUAGAAACACGAACGAUCAUUUGGAGAAAGAAUUUGAAACUGUUAAUAAUUCUAAGAAUUCCGAACAAGACGAUUCUGAAUCGAUGGAAGAAGAUAUUACGAAAGAAGAUGAGUCGAUUACAAUAAAUCCAAGUCCGAUGAAAAAUUCGAAAAAAAAUGAAGAAAAUUCUAAAAUUGACGAAAAUCAAGAAAACAUUGAUAAUCAUCGAGCUCGAAGAGAUAUCGAAGAGAUGAAUUCAAUAUUAAUUAAAAAAUUACCAUUAUCGCUGUACGAAAAAAAUAAAAUUACAUGGUCAAAACUAUAUAAUUAUUUGAAUUUAAACAAGGAUUUUUCGAUCGAUAAAUCGGUCGAGAAUUCAAAACGAUUUUCAAAAUUAUUUAAGAAAUUAAAUUUUAUCGAAAGUAUAUUUAAUAAUCCAACAAAAAAAUCACUAUUAUCUUUCGACACACGUUUCAUCAAAAAUCAUCGAAUCGACAAAGAUCUUUCGAAAAAAACCAUUCCUUUUUCGAAAGAUAUAGAUUUUAUGGAGAGUUUAAAACACAUUUUAUUCAAUAAUAGUGUAUAUUUCAAAUCGGAAGAAAAUGAAUCUUCUAUAAACGAAAUAGGAGGACAUGUAACAUCUGAGAAACAUUCAGAUGAACUUGAUAAAGAAGUACUGAACGAGAUAAACCAUGAAAAUGAAGAUUUUAGCGUAAAACGAGAUACAAAUGAAUGGUUAAAAAUGUUACCUUUGAUAUUACAAAAAAAUAAGCGUAAACAUGGACAAUUGCAAGAAAAAAACAAUUACGAGAUAAGUUCUUUACAACCCAGCAACAUAUUUCAAAGUAAAAGCGAAAUUGUUAAAAAUCCAAAAUUAAAUUUAAAACACGUAUACAGUUAUAUAAAUGAAAAUAAUAAUAAACCAUUGGAAGAUAUAGAUCAUGAAAAUUUAAAUAAAGAAUCAGAGAAACUUGAUCAACUUCGGGAAUUCAAUCCAUUAUUAAGUUCGGAAGAAGAAAACUAUGUAGUAGAUAAUUUUUUGGAAUCUUUUUUACGGCACGAUUCCCUGAUGAAGAAUAAUGAUCAUAAGAAUGAACCGAAUGUCAGUAAUAAAUCAUCGUCGUUUCUUCAAGGAGCUAUUCCAGAAUUACAAGAAGUGAUAACCGAAAGAUUUAAUACAGCCCAGAACGUAACUAAAUCUUUGAAAGAAUUCACGGAAAGCUUCGAUAAAAAGUUUAACGAGACUCUACUGAAAGAUGAUAAAAAUGAAACCGUUGAAAAUACAAUUUCGUCCACGAUCAUGCAUUUUUCAAAUGAUGAUAAGCCUACGAGCAUUUUUCAUACGAUUAUAACGAAUGUGCAAAAAUUUUUCACUUCUUUCUCUGAUUUUAUUCGUACGCUCUAUAGAAAAUAAUAAAUUUAUAAUAAUGUUAUUUCAUUUACAUUUCAUGUAUUCAUACUAUUUCUUUUUAAAAAUACAUAUCAUGCAACUUAGCUAUAUCUUUAUAAUACUUAAUUGAGAAUAUCAGAUUUGUAAUAAACUAUAUACAUGCAUCUAAAUGUAAGUAUAUAAGUGAGAAAAGAAAAAAAGGAUGGUGUAAUAAAUAACAAAUAAUAUUCUAGGAUAA
Messenger RNA from Vespa crabro (European hornet), 6793 nucleotides. Its product is annotated as myb-like protein X. Gene Ontology annotation, cellular component: extracellular matrix. The transcript is spliced from 11 exons. The record is from RefSeq and is a predicted model, not a curated record. Bases 547 to 6579 code for a protein of 2010 amino acids. Lineage: Eukaryota; Metazoa; Arthropoda; Insecta; Hymenoptera; Vespidae.